AAAUGAACAUACUACUCAGUCUCCAUUGUGUCUUUUAUAUUUACAGAACCAGUAUUUUGUUAGUUAUGUCAUUGUGCUCACCCUAAGUACUACAUUUCUUUUCUUGGUAGUUAGGGUUUGCCAAGUGACUAUAUACAGAAGUCAUUUCUUGGAGCUUCCAGGAAAAUUCUUAUAUGAAGUAAUGCUAUUUGGAGACUCAUACUUUGUGUUUCUCCAGAUCCUUAUCCCCUGACUUUAUCUUUCUUAUCUCAAAUGCGGAUGUGAUGCCUAAAUCUGUAGCAGACAUCCUGAAUAUACAGCAAUCUUCAGGAUGGAAGAUGGAAGAAGCUGGGAUCUGUGAUCUCCUGAAGCCAUGUGACCAGUACUGCACAGUCUACCUCUGGACUUCUUUGGAAGAUGCAAAUAAACCUUUUCCUUGUUUCAGCCACUUAUUUGUAUGCAGUUAAAACUAAUCCUUAUUAAUUUAUACAUUUUUACCUUUACUCUUAUCCUUUCUUUCUGUUAUAUCACCUUCCACUGAAAAUAGAAGUAAAAUUUUAUCUCUGAUCACAUAAUCCUUUAGAUAUUUAUCCUACAUCUCAUAAAUUUGGGGAGGACACUGGGGCAUAUAAAGUACACAGACCUUAGCAGUUAGCCUUAGAAAGAGUUAAUAACAUCUUACUUUUUUGUUAUACAGUUUCAUUUUGUGUGUACUCCCUAAUGAGGACCCCUAAUCAAUAACUCCCCAUUAAAUAAAGAAGCACUUAAUUUUAAGAAUAGAAGUACUGUCCUUACACUCCCCGGAGAGUACCGAGGCUUCUCACUGCAAAGUAACCAGAUCCAAAGUACAAAAUACUUAUUAUUGCAUCAUUAUGUGUAUUAGUCUGCAUAGUCUACCAUAUAAAAACACCAUAGACUGGGUUUAAACCACGAUUUAUUUUCUCAAGUUUUGAAGGCUGAAGAUUUGAGGUUGGUGUGGCAGCAUGACACUGCCAGCAGUUUCUGGUGAAGCUUCCUGGCUUGUAGAUGUCUGUCAUCUAGCUGUGCACUCCACUCACAUGAACUCUUGUGUGCCUGUGAGGUUUAGGGCCCCACCUUUUUUUUUUUUUUUUAAACCUCAUUUAAUUUUACCUUCUUAGGGGCUUCAUCUCCAAACACAAGGUAGAGGUUUAUGUUGGUGGUUAGAACUUCAGCAUGCAAAUUGGGGAAUGUGGCAGUGACCUAGUGCAGUCCAUAGCAUUGGGCUUGCAGAAAAGGGAAAACUCCCAAAUGACAAGUUUAAAAUAGGAACUGAAGUGAGCAAUAGAAAAUGGUGUUCUGUGAUGAUAGGUGUCAAUGUUUGCAUUAUGAUUUGGAAAUGAAGGUAAUGUGCAAAAUAUGCCUCAAACAUUAAUUUUUUUUAAAACAAGAUAGGCAUGUCUUCUACCACAUCUUUUAACAAAUUACCUCUACCUAGGUUCUAGCAAGUGCUGUUGAAAGAGGAAAAGGGAAAAGUGUUUUAUUAGAAAGAAUUCACAAGUGCUUUGAUUAUAUUGAAUAUGAUUAUAUAUGAAUAUAGAUAUUAAGAGCUGCUGGAAAUAAGUAUUCAGGUGCCAGCUAUAAACAACGAAAAUGUAAUUUUUAUGUCAACAAAUGCCACCAUUUUGUAAUUUUUAAAAAGGUGCCAUUUAAAAGCACCAGAACUUGCAAGGAGUCUACAGUACAAGAUCUCUAUGGUGAACAUUAUAGAAAUUUAUUGAAUUAUAUUCAUAGAAGAAUUCAGGAGUUUGAGGGAACUUUACAAAUUAUUUCUAAAUAUAUGUUCACCAAACGUCAAAGAACAAACAACAUACUCACUCAUGAAGAAUGAGAAAUGGAGUAGAUGCUCUCUCAGUUGGCAAGUAUUUUUUUUUUUAAACCUAAUAUGGUAUACUAUUGAUACAGAAAUAAACAAAUCCCAAAGUAGUACAGACUAGUCCGGAAACAGACUAUGCUUAUGUAGAAAUAAUAGCUGACGAAAGUGGGAUUAUAAAUCAGUGGCUAAAGUAUAUUCAAUAAAUUUGAGGAAAUUUGUCAUCCAUACCAAAAAAAAAAAAGUCUGUAUACUGUAUGCAAAAAUAUAUCUGGCUAUUUGAAUUUGUUUGUAAAAUAUAAAACUUAAAAGUUGAAAAAAAGGGACAAUGUCUUUAUGAUUUGGGUAUAUGGAUUUUUUAAAAGUGAAAGUAGCUUUUGUUUAUCAUAAGUCACUGUUAAGCAAAAAAAUAAGUCACAAGCCGAGAAGAUACUUGCAAUCAUAUAACUGAAAUAUAAUUAUUUAAAACACAUAAAAGCCUACAAAGUAAUGAGAAAAAUCUCAGUGGAAAAAAUGAGCAAAGACACAGAAGGAAAUACAAAUGACUUAAUAUAUGUAAAAGAGGUUCCCUUUGACAAUUAAGGAAAUGGAAAACAAAAGCCACAAUGAGAUUUCAUGUUAAACCUUCUAGAGUGGCAAAUGUCAACAUUUGCUAAGGGUGAAGGAGGAUGCUGUAGAUCAGUGGAAACAUGCACAGGAGAAGGCAGUGUGAAUUGGCAUUCCCAUUUGGGAAAAUGUCUUUUGUCAUUGAUGAAAUUUCACACAAUUAUUCUACCUUUAGGGCAUAUACCCUGAAGGAAAUGCUUGCUGAAUAUAUCCCAUGAAAAAUGUCCAAGGGUGCUCAUAGCAGCAAUGUACAUCAUAGUAAAAAACUGACAACAACCCAAAGGUUCACCAAGAAUAAAUACUCAUGUAGUGGAAUAUUGUGCAACUGUAUAAAAUAAUUAUAGUUAACAUUCUAAUAGGAAUAGCUUUUAGAUAUACAUGAAGUAAGACAACAUGAGAAGAGUGUAGAAGAUCUUAGUGUAAUAAAGAUUAGUAUCAAACAAGUCAAUUGUUUAUGGUUUGGUACAUGUGAUGAAACUUCAAAAGUAAAAGGGAAUGAUAAUAUUCAAGAUGAGUUAUCCUGGAAACUUGGGGAAAACAAGUAAGGGCAGGAGAGGAAGAAAUAUAUGGUGGAAUUACAGGUGUUUAUUUUGUGUAGCGCUAUUAUAUACCCUGUAUGUUUAUUAUUUUCUAGCCUAGGUAGUCUAUUAUGUUAGUGAAUAAAUGAUGAUCAUCACUAUUCCUUCUAUUUCAAUAGUGCAUGGAAUUCUCAUGUCCAGAUUUUCUGACAGAAAAUUAUUUGCCUACUGAUGUGGUUCCUUUUACAUUUUUCCUUCAAGAAAGGACACAGGGGAGAUGGGGUAUCUCCAUCAGCUCACAGAAGAUUGCUGCAAACCAUACAGUGCCCUGGCCCCUGUGUGUAAUAAGAGGACAAGAAGGAACUAUGUCUUAUUUCUACUGAUGAUGCAGGUUUCCAUUUAAUGCAGCCUGUUCUUUAACACAAACCAUGUGAUACUGUAAAAUUUGCCUUGAACUGGUGCAUGAAAGGAUACCCAGAGGAGAUUCCUUAGUAUACAAUGCAAUGUAAGGAGUAUAUAUUUUAUUGUAAUGGUAGUGGGAAGUGACUGAAGUAGUAACUAACAAAACAAAAUGAUCAAUCAGAUUUUCAUUUUGAGAAGACCACUCUUGUAGCUAAGUCGGGAAUAUAUUAUGGGGGAAGACAAGAAAUGGGGAGAAAUGUUGGAAGGGCAUCAAUUAGUACAGAUGAGAGAUGAUGACAUCUUGGAGUAGGAUGGAGGUUAUAGAAAUGGAAUAUCCAAGGCAUAUUUUAUAAUUAAAAUGUGUAAGUCAUUGAUGGGUGGAUACAGGGUGAGAGGAAAGGGAAAAAUCAAGUUAAUUCUUAGGUGGUGCCUGAUUUAAGGAACUGGAUAAUGUUAACGUUUGCUGAAACAGGCAAGAAUAAGGAAGGAAAGGUUAAUUCUUUUAAAGUGGGAAUCAACUGAGAAGUCGUUUCGGAUGUGAUAGUUUUGAGGUGGAAGGGGUGAAAUUAUGAAAGUUAGUAAAAAGUAUGAUCACACAUGAAAUGUUAUGUGACAUGUAUUUGAACAUGCUGUGUAUUCUGAGCUUUGUCCUCAUUGAAUAAUUCCAAUGGGACUAGAGGAGUGUUAUAUUUAUUUGUUCUCAUGUAAUGUGAAAGAGAUUGUAAGAUAUGAAAAAGAUCUCAAUCUAUAGAACGUAGAGUAUGAGAAAACUGAACAGGGACAAGGGUAGGUUGUAGGAUAAUCCUGGUCACUGGAGUAAGGUCUAGUUAGUGGACUCCAGAAACAAGAGAAUCUGACCUUAUUGUGAUUCCACUGCACAGAGGUCAGGAAGCAGGUGGGCCAGGUUCUCCUAUUGGCCUGAGAAAGCAAAGGGUCAUGAAGGUGAACUUAUGCCUGAGUGCUCUCCAGUGCUCCUGAGGUGUAUUGUGUACAACAUGGUGCCAAUAUUGCUGAGGUUUGCCUCGCUCAGUUGAGGGAUUCCUUGGCAUCUGUUCAGAUGAGACUAUAUCUCAUUGAGAUUUAUCAUCUGCUACUCUGUGACGUCCUUUUGAGGAGACUUAAAAGUGUCUUUCAGUGCAUAAUGUCCAUGCCCUCUCUGCUUUGUGUUUUGAUGGCAUUGAUUCCUUCUCCAUAUAUCAGACAUUGUUUCCAAAUAGUCUUGAUCACAACGUAUUAGUGGGUUUUAAAAUCAAUUUUGUGAGACAGAAGCAUAUUGAAAGAUAUAGACUAGCAUAUUAUUUUACUCAUUUUUUUGUUUAUUAUUUUGUGCACUUACCCUUCCUCCAGGAUGAGGGCUAGUGCUUUGUGGUAGAAUUCUGAUGUUUCCCUUCUGUUUGUAUGUCUCUGAGUCCUCCUCAUAGGAACUGAGGCUUUUCAUGCUUCUGAGUGAUUCUUUUGACUUCUUUGAUGCUUUCUGUGCUGAGUGGCUUCCACCCCUGUGCCCUUUGAAACUGAGUCCACUUUCUCCAUAUUCUUUGUGACCCGGAUGUCUUCCUUCUGGGUGACACUGGACACUACUCUAUUUGCAUUUCAGCAAAGAGCUGCUGAGUUUAGGUUCAUAGAUUAAAGUGACACUGCAUGUCAUCUGUUAAUAGAGCAAAACAACCUGACAGAGCCAGAGAGGACUCAGUAAACUGUGCUGUAUGGCAGACUAACUUGGGCAGAGACCAGAGACAGGUACAGUGAAGCAAGCUGAAGACAGAAUAGAUAGAUUCUCAGAAAAAAACUUGAAAUCAGCAAGGAAACUAUAUACAUUCACAGAAAGAACAAAGAUCGGGGCUGCCUGCUUGCUGAAAUGAUGGGAGCCGUUGAGGGGGUGUUUCUGGUUCUGAUUAUCACCCAGUUCAUUCUUGGAAAUCUGGGGAAUGGUUUCAUUGGUUUGGUCAAUGGCAGAAGCUUGUUCAGGAGCAAGAGAAUCUCCUUAUCUGACUUCAUCAUCACCAGCCUGGCCCUCUCCAGGAUUGUUCUUCUGUGGAUUUUCUUGACUGAUGGUGUUUUGAUAACAUUCUCUUACAAAACUCAUGAUUCAGGAACAGUAAUGCAAAUUAUUGACAUUUUCUGGACAUUUACAAACUACCUGAGCACAUGGCUUAUAACCUGCCUUGGUGUCCUUUACUGCCUGAAAAUCGCCAGUUUCUCCCACCCUGCAUUCCUCUGGCUCAAGUGGAGGGUUUCCAGGGUGGUUGUAUGGAUGCUGUUGGGUACACUGCUUUUGUCAUGUUGCAGUACCAUGUCUCUGAUCAAUGAAUUUAAGAUCAAUUCUCUGCUCCGUGGAAUUGAUAGCACAGGUAAUGUGACUGAGCACUUCAGAGAGAAGAGAAGUGAAUAUCAUCUGAUCCACAUUCUUGGGAAUCUGUGGCACGUCCCUCCCUUAACUGUGUCCCUGACUGCCUAUGUUCUGCUCAUUCUCUCUCUGCGGAGACACACCUGGCAGAUGCAGCAAAAUGGCACCAGUUCUAGAGAUCCAAGUACUGAGGCCCACGAGAGGGCUACCAGGAUCAUCCUCUCCUUCCUGCUUCUCUUCCUACUUUACUUUAUUUCCUUUAUAAUUUUGUCAUCCACUCAUUUCCUACCAGAUGCUAAAAUGGCUCAGAUGGUUGGUGAAAUAUUUACAAUGUUUUAUCUUGUUGGCCACUCAUUUGUUCUCAUUCUGGGGAACAACAAGCUGAAACAGACAUUUAUGGCAAUACUCCCUUGUAAGGCUGGUCAUCUGAAGCCUGGGUCUAAGGGAUCCUUCUCCCCAUAGUUAACAGAGGGUGCAGGGUGGAGCAUGCAAGAAUCAAUGAGAGUCAGUCUAAAGAAAUAAAAGAGCUUAGUCUAGGAAAGACCUUCCAUCUUAGCCAUUGAUUGACUGAUACAUAAAGUAGAUAUUUACUUUCUGUGUUCUUCAUUUUUCUCAUUGGUAAGUAGGGAUAUCCAUAUGUUUCUUCUAGGACUGUUUUAAGUGUUAACUAACAUUUAAGAUGCCUGGUGCAUUGCUGGAGACAGUUGGCACUUAAUACACCCCCUGUGAAGUGGAGGAUUCCUUCUUUCUUCCUUCUAAGUUCCAUGUAGUACUCUUUUUUUUUGUUUGUUUGUUCCUUGGGAAUCAACCUAGGUGGGCACUUCACCAUUGAGCCAGAUCCUCAGCCCUUUCUUUUUAUAUUUUGUCUUGAGAGAGGAUCUGGCAAGACAUAAGGCCUCAUUAAGUUGCUGAGGCUAACUUUGAACUCCAGGAUCCUUAUUCUUCAGCCUUGGGAGUAUCAGUGAUUAUAGGCACAUGCCAGGGUGCCUGGCUCCAUGUAGUACUUUUUUGAAAAAAAUUUGAAACUGUAAUUUUAGUUGUUCAGGACUGAUCUCAGAUCUCCAGAGUCAUCACCAAAUGAGCUAAGUCAUCCUUUUGCUUUGACUGUUUCCCCAGCUUUCCCUACAGGUCUAAAAAGUAGAAGAUCUGUAUCCAUGACUGCAGUGCCCACCAGUGUUCUAGUAAACCGUCAGACUUCAAGACUCACAGGUUCAUGUCUAUCAGCCUAUUCUUACCAACAGAGCAAUGUCAGGUCUUUCUCUUGUGCAAAGUUCUUGGUCCAGGCUGCAGAGUAAGGUGCAAAGAGGAGAGAUUUACAUCAGGGUGAAGGUGUGAUCUUCCUUGAAUGGAAACUUCAUGUCCCAAAGUAGCCAAUUUCUUUUGUAAUAAUUUUGUAGACAUGGCUUCCAGCAUCCAGUUAAGGGACAUGCACAUGAGGAGUCACCACAUUCAGGGUGGCCCAAUGUAUGUAGUCUCCAUAAGAUAUUUAUUGUUCACAUUUAGUUCCUUCAAACCAAGGUGUAAUUUUCCAAUCAGAAGACUUGGGGUGUGUGUGUGUAAACAAUGUAGUUGAUGAUCUUAUCUCUAUUAGAUUGACAAGGAAAACAGACAUGUCAAGUUUAAUCGAAAGUCAAAAUCUUGUGCAAUGAAAGAGUUUUGCUAACACUUUUCCUAUACUGAUCCUUUGAGAAAUAACUUCUGACAGAAUCCUCUCACUCACUGAUCACACUAGUCAACCUGAUCAAAUCUUCAUUAUAAUAUUUCCUCCUAUAGAAAGCUAUUUUAUUUAUCACACUCUGGAUGGGGUCUGUUAAAAACUAAUAGCAGGUUUCCCAUUUUUUUGGAAUAUGGUUUUCUUAUAUCUUAAGCUAUAUACUUUGUUCUGUUUCAGUGUGUUAUUUGAAUAUGUUUUAUUUCGAUUAUUUUAAUGCAGUCAUAUAUUUUGGGUAAUGAAGUAGAGAUCUAUGCUAUAAUUUCCCCUUGGAUCAUAGCCUUACUUCUUCACUAACUAGUUUUACCUGUUUCGCUGAUGUGAGUAUACCUCUGUUAGUGCCCAUUAAUUUUGUAUAAAAAGCUUCUGUAAGCAACUAGGCUCCACCUCAGGGAAUUUCUUAUAGGAUUGCCUUCCUGUCACAUCAUAUCUUGGCUCCUUCUGCUUGUCCAUUCCUAUUUGUGUUUGGCAAUAGGACUUUGUGUUUCACCUUGAUGCAAAUUUGGUAAGAUAUAUUUGGUCACAUCCUGGAUUGCACUGUGGUUUCAAAUUAAAAACAAACAAACAAACAAACAAAAAACUAUAGAGUAGAUAAGAGAUUCCAUACUCUUGCAGUACUCAUCUGUGGUUCUCCAUAACAUCAUUUGCCCUUUCAUAUCUAAUAGUGACAAAGUAAUCAGGCAAAUAGUUGUUUGAUCCACAAAACUACAACUAGUACUGUAUAUCUCAUUCAUUGUCAGUUGAAUGCAUACAGGGAGAUAGCCACAUAUGACCUAAGUAUGGAUGCAGAUUUUUAAAGGAAACACAUGAAAAGCCUGACUUUUUUCUUACACAAAAAUAAGAACACAGCAAUUGAUAGUGGCAAUAAUUUGUAUAUGUAGCAAUAAGGGAAUGCAAAAUAAUUAUCACAGAAAGAUGGGAAUAAGAUUGAUUGUCUCUGCUGGGCACGGUGGCGCAUGCCUAUAAUUCCAGUGGCUCGGGAGGCUGAGGAUCCUGAGUUCAAAGAGAGCCUCAGCAAAUUAGGCUGUAAGCAACUCAGUGAGACCUUGUCUCUAAAUGAAAUGCAAAAUAGGGCUGGGGAUGUGGCUCAGUGGUUGAGUGCACCUGAGUUCAAUUCCCAGUACCCCCCCCAAAAAAUACUCUAUUAAAGAGGAUCAGAUUCUAGAACUUAAUUUAUUAGACAACAGUAAAUCACUGUAUGUGUUAAGGGAUAAAGCAGUAAUAAACGAGAAUAAAAUCAUGGCAUUUUCAGGUAAAUGGAUGUCAUUGGAGAAGAUAAUGCUAAGUGAAGUACGCCAAUCCCAAAAAACACAAAUCCCGAAUGUCUUCUCUGAUAUAAGGAAGCUGACUCA
Messenger RNA from Ictidomys tridecemlineatus (thirteen-lined ground squirrel), 8743 nucleotides. The record is from RefSeq and is a predicted model, not a curated record. Lineage: Eukaryota; Metazoa; Chordata; Mammalia; Rodentia; Sciuridae.